AUUACGUUUUGAUCCAUGCGGGGCUCCUGCGCCUGCACUCGGCACUUGGCGGAGAGACGCGCAGGGCAGGCAGUGGUGUGCUGCUACUGCUGCUGCUGCUGCUGCUGCUGCUACCGUGAGGCUCAGUUCACCACAGUCCUUCUCCAGUCACGGUAAAACAGUUAGGGAUUCCUUCAGUGUUCGGCCGGGGAUGCGCAUCUGGACCCGAGUGUCCCGGGAACAAUUACGCAUCGAGGCGCUGCGCUCUCCCUGUCUCUGUCUCCCAGCCCUCACAGACGAAAUAAUCGCACCGGUUGAGGACAGUUUGGCUAUUUGUUUUUGACAGAAUGGCAGGCGCAGAUUGCCUUCUGAAAACGCCGAGGCGGAUGUCUGCUGGGUACCUGGGACCUGGGAGCCCCGGGAGCACCAGAACGCACCAAUCUGUCAAUCAUCACCGUGUCGUGAUGGAAAGUAACUUCCAGUCGUCUGCCAUGUUUGAAGGCUCAGAGGCCGUCGAGGUGGAGGGAGGCAGCACGGAGAGCACCGUGGCCUCGUCCAUCAGCGCCUGCAAGAAGGUGCUGUGCAGUAACAGUAUGCUGGACUCGUCGGAGUACUGGCUGAGGAAUGAGAAAGCUCUCUGCAGACUCGGCCUGCUGGACGACGACACGGAGGGCAGCUGCACCAUGAUCUGUUUUGUAAAUCUGGACCCUCAGAAAACGGACUAUCGUGAUGACAAAAGCAUCAAGAAAUUGGCAUCGGUGUCUCCAGACCUGCCAAAGCUCGUUGAAUUGCUGACUGUCCACCAGCCGAAAGAAAAUGAGAUCCUACUGCUCGGUGGCCUAGAAGCCUCAGACACUUGCCAAACACACCCUCUCUCCCCAUCUCAGGGUGGACAGCAGCAGCAGAGAAGUACAGGUGUGUGCCUGGUUCAGUGUUCAGGGCAGAGGCGCUCCACCCAACCUAGCAGCAUCAUCUUCGAGAUCAACAAGUUCCUGAUUGGUCUGCAGUGGGGAAAGGAGCAACAGCUUCAGCCGGGUCGAGCAGCCAGGCAGAGAAUCGAUGACGACACUAAUCGUUCCAUCUCGUCCAUAGAAGAAGACUUCCUGACGGCCUCAGAACACCUUGGUGAUGACAGCGAAGAUGAUGGUUUCAGAAAUGAACCAGAGAGUGGUGACCUGGCAGAGAGCUUGGUUGAGGUCGCACAGACACACUGCGUCAGACUUGCAUGUCAUAGGGGACAGCUGGCCCAUCAUCAGAACAGGGAGGAGGCUGAGGUGAAAAGGGAAGGGCAUCGGCGAGCAAGCCUCCAUACUAAGGAAUCAGCUGGUCACUACGCCACCAAUCUGGCCGAGUCAGUACUGCAAGAUGCCUUCAUACGCCUCUCCCAAGAUGAAACUUCCUUUGUCUCUGAGGCUGCUGUCAGCGUGUCCCUCUCUAGUUGUCCUUCCAAUGCCACUGGUCCAUCAAAGACCAAAGAGCCUUCCCAAAAGCGCACUUGUUCUUUUGAACUCCCCAAGAUUGUUAUAGUUCAAAGCCCAGACAGUUCUGACGGGACUUCAGAAUGGCCAGAGACACAGGUAUCCCAUGUGCCUGACAAGGAUAUCACUGGCAAAGCUGCAGAGAUGCCAGAGAAUGGGACACAGGCUCACAUCCCCCAUCAUAAUGGAGGACACCCAUCCAAACAUGUAGAGGUGGCUUUGGCCUGUGCUGCCAGUGUCAUUGGCACCAUUACCAACCCACAGCUGACAGAACAGCUUGCCAUGAAUUCGACUUCAGAGGAAGAUUCUGAGGAGGAGCUGCAGGAACAAGAGGAAAGAGAUGACUACUCCUUCUCCUCAGCCAUGUGUGGCAUGGCUCAGGUAGCUGGUGCUGUAGCAGCUGUAGAGCUAACAGAGGAGUCUGGGGAGUGUGGUGAUUCCGAAGAAGAUUCCGCUGAAGUCUACACGGCAUCCCGUGGUCUGAUGUCUGCUGCAGAAGCCUCUGCAGCCAUCACGCUGCACUGCAGUGUGGCACAGGGUACCAGCGUUGAAGCAUUUCGUGCCAACAUUGCUGAGGUCCUACACAGGGAAGCAGCGGAGGUGCUGACUCAGCCACAAGGCUACAGAAGUGUAGCCCACCUGCUGGAGACCACACAUAACAAGAUAGUAGAUGGCAUUACUUGUCCAAAACAAUCCUACACGGAUGAAAGAGAGAUGGAUGACUUGAUAAAUGAGGUGGCAGACAGCCUAUUCAAGCAUGCUUUAGAGAAAGCAAAAAUGCAAAAAGAACUGGAGGGUACUGGAAAAGAUUCGCCAGGCCUUCAGGGUUUUCUGCAGGAGAGUGUUAACAAUUUGCUGUUUGAUAUACUUCGUCUGACACAGAAGAAAAUCAGUCACAUCUCUAGAUGUGAGCAAGGGUCAUUUGAGAUGCAAGAAGGUGAUACCUGUGCUAGGGAGCCUGCAACCACAAAGGAGAGUAGGGAUCCAUUAGGUCAAUUACAGUGCUUCAUUGGCCAUGGCCAGUCCACUAAUUGUGAUAACCACUGCAGCAUACUACACGGCACAGAUAAGCUUCCCAUGGCUCCUGGGCUGAAGGAGAAAUAUGUGCUUGAGGAAAGUGAAAUCAUUGGAUCGUCCUCUACAGCACACAGCAAAGAGCAGCACCAGUCAUCAUGCAGACAAAGUCAGUCAAAAUCCACCCAUUUGCCUGCUAUGGACUUCUUUGACCACCAGCAGAUCCAACAGGGCAGUGGUGCAAUCAGAGAACCUUUAUGUGAAAUUCAAGUUCAUAGCACAGACAGGAGGGGGCGUCUAGUGACAGGCAGCGACAGCAGACAGGCCUCCCUCACACCCCAGUCGUCCUUCAACUCUUGCAGUUCUCUGCUCUCUUGGAGAAUGGAUUCAGAGUCCAGGACACCUAUUACUUGCUAUGCUGAUGAUUUGGCUGCUACAGUGGUGUCUAUGGCCACAGAACUGGCAGCCAUCUGCCUGGAAAACAACACUGGGAAACAACCCUGGUUCUGUGCCCUAAAAGGGAUGUCUACCGAAGGGCCAGAAGCCUACUUGAUUCCUGCUUGCUGCACAGUGCUCAGGAGGAAAGAGGCUCAGAGUAGCAAUGUUGCCUCCAAGAAACAUCGGGCACCACGCCUUAGUGAGAUCAAGAGGAAAACAGAGGAGCAACCAGAGCUGAUGGAGCGGCUGGUGAACAGGGUGGUGGACGAAUCAGUAAACCUAGAUGAACCGCAGGACCCAUUUGCUCUCUUUGCCUCUGAAGUCACGGCCAGGAUUAUGAACUGCCCUGAGCUUAAUGUGGUGGAUACCUCCAAAACAGGCCAGCCACGCAGUAGGUUACAGUGUGAGAGGUGGAGCCGUGGGAAGGCAUCUAGUUAUGAGAGCAUUCCAGAAGAAGACGCAGACCCCUCAGGCACACUCAACACCCUGGGCCUUGGCAGUCGGUUAGGUCAGAACUUGAGCCGUGGUAGCUCAAUCUCUAAGCAGUCCAGCUGUGAGAGCAUCACAGAUGAGUUCUCACGCUUCAUGGUAAACCAGAUGGAGACUGAGGGAAGGGGCUUUGACCUUCUGCUGGACUACUACGCAGGGAAAAAUGCCAGCAGCAUUCUGACUGCAGCUGUACAACAGGCUGCAUCAAAGAAAAAUGGUCACCUUAAUGUCAGGACCUCAUCCUGCCUGUCCAAACAGUCUAGCACAGAGAGCAUAACAGAGGAGUUCUACAGGUUUAUGCUUCGGGACAUGGACAAGGAGAACCGAGAGUAUGGCAUCGCCAAGACUAAGGAGUGGAGCAACAGCCUGUUCCCCCCUUCCCCUAGAACACCCUUCUGUAUAAGACAGUCCUCUGUCCCAGACCGGCGCUCCUCAGACUCGCGACUGACUGUCAACUCACCCAUUAAAGCAAACUCUUUUGAUGGAUUCGCACGCAAUGUGCAUGGAGACACACUAAAUAUCUUCCCCACCAACUCAGUGUCAGCCACAGGACUGUGUAAGUCAGACUCCUGCCUCUAUCAAAGGGGUAAGACUGACCAUAUUACUGAUAUGCUGAUUCAUGAGACCUGGUCGAGCUCCAUUGAGUCCUUGAUGAGAAAGAACAAGAUUAUUGCUGAUCCAGAGGACAGUAUUGAGCUGGAGGCUGCAGGAGACUCCCAGCCCCAUGUGCAGCAGUUUGCCAAUCGCCUGGCAGCUGACAUUGUAGAUAUAGGCAGGUCUGCACUGGGGGGCCAGCAAGAUGUAGCUGGAGGUACACCUGGGAUGCUCUCACAGCCGCACAUGCCUGUUGGUGAAAGGAGGAGGGGGUUCAAACAAUCUCAUCUAAGUUGUAGUCGGAGAAGGUCCAGCCAGGAGCAAACUGGUACUACAGUAGCAUCUGGGAGGAGUCAUAGCAGCUCACCCCGCAUGAGGGGCCCCAGAGAUGUGCCACUGAUCCACAUUGAGGGAGAUCAGAGGGAUGAAGAGACUAUUUUAAACCCUGAAAGGACAGGAGGAGGACCUGAGGAAACACCCCCAGACGUGUCAACUACCAAGCGUACGGAGAGAGCUACGGCCAACGGCAGCAGCAGUGAGAGGGAAAGGCCAGCUGUGGCGGUGGCUGCAGUAGUGAAGAGCGACAAGCGUUCUAUGAGUGCUAGCAGUGAAGAGAGCAUGGGGAGCUGGUCCCAUAUAACCCCCGAGGAUGACCCCCACGAGGAGACCAGUAGUUUUAUCCAGCUGAGUGAGGGGAAUGGAACCAGCAGCGCAUCCAGCCUAGGCCUGGCAGACCUGGAUGCUUUUUCUGAUGUGCUCACUCAGAGCACAGUAAUCAGUGAGGAGACCGAGAAAGGACAUCUAGCAGGAACAAAGGAACAUGUCUUUGAGAGCAGUUCAGCGAGGACGGCGGGCAGCAGUAGCAACCUCAGGGCGCUGUUGGUGGUAAACUGCGACCUUGAGCCUGAGUGUGUGGACUCGGAGCUGAGAUUGGCCCUGCAGUGGAUUGCUGCCUCCGAGCUGGGACUUUCUGCUCUCUACUUUAGGAAGACCAAAGAGAAGAGGGUUGCAAAGUUCCAGAGGGUGGUUCAUCUGAUGUCUCAGAAGGCAUGGCGGAUUGCAGACUUGUUCAGCGCUGUGGUCCAGUUCUGUAAACUACAUGAGAAAGAGAAAGAGGACCGGUCUCUGUCCAGCCUGUUUGAUUGGCUGUUGGAGACCCUGUAGGGCUCUGCUCUGUAGCUUCCUCAUACUGCAAACAAAGACACUUGUUCGCUCACACUUCUAACAUGUUCCAACCUUUUUGCUCAUCACACCAAGUGUCUCCUACUGUAAACUGACAGCACAAUGCGAUCAGCAUACUUGAGAAAUUCAUACACCUCAAUCUGUCCAUGAAAGCUAUGAAUGGACCAGUCUCCCUUUAAUAAAAGAAGAUUUUCAUCUUCACCUUCACCUCACUAGUGAGACACACACACAGAGCAAACUGUAGGUAUACGGGUUGGACAUUUCUGAUGAGAAUGAACUAGGCUUCACAAGAUUAUAGUCAGCAGAUUUUAACUGCUCCAGAUUAUAUAUAUAUAUAUAUAUAUAAAGAUUCUCAGAACCAAAUUAUGAGUUUAUUUAUUUACUUAUUCCAAAUGAACACACAUGAAGAAAAGAAUAGAAGAUAGGAAAAUCAGGUUAAAUUCUCCCAACAACUUAAUGUACUCAAACCUUUUGUAUCAAAACUACAUUGUAAAAGACGCUGUUGAAAGAUAAGCCCCAAAAAAAACUCUUUCACUUUCUUCGGAUUCGCCAUUUAAUAGUGCACAUUUGCUCAAAGCAACAAAAUGCCCAUAUCUUUGUUGUGUUCAUCGGCCAUUAUACCACCUCUGUUGUGACCUUGAAAUUCAGUUCCAAGUAGGUAUGUUAACUUAUUUAUGUUACAUGAGAACUGAUUAUUUUGGAUAGAUGAUUUGUAUAUACUGUAGAUUUGGAACUGCUGCACCUUGGAGUAGUGGACUGCUCUCUUUAGCUUUUACUAUGUCAGGAAAACGGAGUACGGUUUGUAAUGUUGAAUUUGUAUGUGAAUUUGGUCUGUUUAUUUCUCUACUUAGUGGUACUCUAGUGUUACAUCAGCAUUGGGAAAGAAAAGCACACAAUUCCACUGUAAACUCUGUCACGGUAGAACUGAAUGUAUUUAUCUUUUGACAUCAAUAAAUUUCUGUGAUGUGAAA
Molecule: messenger RNA, 6145 nt
Organism: Perca fluviatilis (European perch)
Lineage: Eukaryota; Metazoa; Chordata; Actinopteri; Perciformes; Percidae
Product: SPHK1 interactor, AKAP domain containing
Exons: 13
Coding region: 327-5156 (1609 amino acids)
Cellular component (GO): cytoplasm
Molecular function (GO): protein kinase A binding
Source: RefSeq, a predicted model, not a curated record